This is a messenger RNA of Parathielavia appendiculata, 3998 nucleotides long. RefSeq names its product ARM repeat-containing protein. NCBI's taxonomy places the organism in Eukaryota, Fungi, Ascomycota, Sordariomycetes, Sordariales, Chaetomiaceae. The record is from RefSeq and is a predicted model, not a curated record. The coding region runs from base 396 to 3500 and encodes 1034 amino acids. The transcript has 3 exons. Gene Ontology annotation, molecular function: protein binding. Gene Ontology annotation, cellular component: GID complex. Gene Ontology annotation, biological process: proteasome-mediated ubiquitin-dependent protein catabolic process.
CCUAUCUGUUCAUGAUGGCGACAAUGUCGACAACCUGUGUUGAACAGACAAGUAUACGGAUACCUUGAAGGCCCUCAACCCGCGCUUCUCGAGGCGCACACAAAUCUCCGAAGCUCCCCUUACACUGCUCCUUGGGAGAGCUAUUACGACUCCAGAAGAGUCAUACAUCAGUUCUGAAUCAAAUGGUCGGUGGAAGAAACACUGGAACACCACAGUGACCAAAAGCGCCAUCGAGUUCCGCUCCCUCUGCUUCCACAUCCACGAUACUCUCAGGUUAUGCGCCGAUUCUCGAGGCGGCCGGCUAUUGUACACGACAUACGGAAGCUUGAGAGUCUCUAGACAAACGACGCGACCCUGCGAGACAUUCCCACCCCUCGGAUACCAAGACCUACGCCAUGGCUAGAGUCCAGGCGCCACCUCUGCUGUCACAGAUCAGGGUCGCCAGGAGCAAUUCGGAGCAGGCGAUCGCUCUCCGGGCAUUGAAGGACGAGAUAGUAGGCCAUAUCCAGCGGAAGGAGUGGUGGGUUCAAAACGGCAUCCUCGAGCCGCUCGUCGAGAUGCUGCAGAACAAUGUUCCGUCAACGGCAAGGUCGAACGGAAAGGAGCUCCAUCAAACAGGACAGCCAGCGGUCCUCUCCGAGAAUGAAGUGGUGCGGCUGCUGUGCUUGCAAUUGAUUGCCAGCUUCGCAUAUGGCGGCGCUGUCUUCUUUCCUCCCAUUUAUGCCGCCGGCGUGGUUCCUGCGGUCAUUUCGCAGAUAUCUCCUGCGGACAAUCCUCCACAGGUGGUCCUCAUGGCAUUGCGGGCAAUAAGCAACAUCACGGCUUCCGCCCAGCUCACCACCAUCGGCGGCGGCUGCACAAGCAGUCUAUCAGACUCGCUCUUUUCGUCUGGCUCGCUCGACGCCUUGCGUACCAUUCUGUCUCAGGGGUCGUCAGACGCCGUGAUAGCGGAACAGAAACGCCGGGUGGCGAGCCUUAUCAGCAGGCUGUGCAAGAACCCCCGACAUCAAAACGCCUUGGCCGAUGCAGGUGUCCUGGACGCCCUCGCUACGAUGUUGGCGAGCCUCGUUGUAUUCAGAGGGGAAGUUGUCCCGGGGGCUGAACUUGUGGGACAAGCGGACGGCUUGGCCGACAUGAUACCAGAACCAGCGCCGCCUGGCGCCGAUUUGGCUUUAGUCCUGGAGGCACUCUCUACCAUCGUGGCCAACUCACGUUUCCUCUCUUGCUCUUUGUUGUUUUCACCUGCGAUCAUGGCUGUCUUCCCCUCGACCGAGUUCACGCCUCCCGCUGCGGAGUCGAGGGCGGCUUGGAGUGCGCCGGAAAUCAACAGCUUUGGCGGUGUCCGGACCAAGAACCCCGGUGCGAUUGACUAUUUGCUUCCGGCAGUUCCUGUUCCUCAAACCAAAACGCACUUCAGGGGACUCAACGAUUAUCCUCCCCUGGGCUUCUCCCUGUCCCGCGACAACCUUGCUGCGAGUGGCCGGUCUUCAACAUUCAGGUUUAUGGGCGUGGAUCUGGGCCGGCUCGAUGUGCCCGACGAGGAAGAGGACAAUGAUGAGCUAGAGAGCCCGCUCAUACCGUGGCUUAUCCAUCUCGUCCGUUCGACCGACGGUCUCAACAGAGUUAUGGCUGCUUCCCUGCUAACAUCCCUUUUCAAAGCUGGGUUUGCGAGCCCGGAACGGGAACAAGCGCUGGCUUUCCUCGUUGUCCCACUUCUCUGCCAGUUGUUGAAGGAUCACGAUAAGGAGGUACCGGCCUCGGUGCAACAAGCCGCUUUCGUCGAACCCGACACAGCCACGCAGUGGGCGAUUCAGGAGCGGAUACCGGAUGUUCUGGCUCGACUGGUAGGGGAUAGCGAGGUUCUGCAACAGGCGGCCCAUGACUGUGGCAUCAUCAAGAACGUAGCAAAGCUGUUGAAGGACUCUUACGAACCCCAUCCGGUGCAGUCGGCUCCCCGACCAUGGUCGCCCACGCCCGAGCGAGCCGCCGAAUCUGACAAAGGCCUACCCACAUGCCGCCUCGGGCCUACUGGCCAAUUGCCGGCUAUGGCGCACAAGAUCAAGAUUCGGGAGAACGCCAUAAGGCUUGUAGCGGCGAUGGCCACGCUCAGCAAGGACUACCGCGAGGCACUUGUCGAGGCCGAUGUUGUGCCAUACAUUGUGGAAUCAUUAUCGACGUCUCCCGGGAAGCCAAAGAGCCCAAAGGAGAAACCAGCCUCGGAGAAGGGGCCCGAUGGUGGAGAUACUGGCAGCGCCUCGCCGUACGGACCUAAUUCGAAUGCUGUUAUUAUAGCAGCAUGUCAUGCCACCAGGGCGUUGGCACGACUGCCGAGCAUCGUGCGCACAACUCUACAGGACCAUGGCAUCGCGAUGCCCAUCAACAAGUUGCUGAGGCAUCCUGAUGCAGAGGUUCAAAUCGCUGCCUCCAGCGCCGUCAUCAACCUGCUCACGAACUGCAGCCCUAUGGUGGAGCCACUACUCGACGCGGGUAUUGUCAAAACACUGUGCGAGCACGCUCACUCACUCAACCCGGGGCUGCGGCUCAACGCCCUCUGGGCACUCAAGCAUCUGGUGGUAAACCUGGACAACAACCUGCGGAAGCAAUGUCUCGAAGAGCUCGAGCCAGGCUGGCUCGUCCAGCUCAUCAGCGACGACACCUCGGAAGAAGAAGCAUUCCGCGCCCAGGCGCAAUCAGAACGGCGGGCCACCACCAGCCCAGCUGACGACGAGGACGAGGACAUGGAGAACACAGAAACUCUUUACGAAGACGACGUCACGCAUCCCUGGAUCUGGCCAGCCAUGGCCCUCAUCCCGGCCACGACCGCCGCCACCCCUCGCCUCCAACAAGCCUCACUCAAACUCGGUUUGCUCCGCGAGGCAGAGCUCAGCCCGGCGCGGAAGUGCCGCGCGGACACGCUCGCCAUCCAGGAACAAGGCCUCGGCUUCAUCCGCAACCUGCUCAUGCUCCCGACACCGUCCAACCAGACCGACAUGGUCGACUACCUCUUCACCGAGCUGGGGCAGGACCGUCUGUUUGGCAUCCUAGCCGACAAGCUGAAAGUGCGCGUUGUCGGCGCCUUUGGCCGGCGGGGGCGCUCCGCCAGCACAACCCGCGGAGGCGGAAGGAGCAGCGGCGACACGCUCGUCGUCUACCCGCAGCCGCGCAUCGUCGAGAACUUAACGUAUAUCCUCGUACACAUGGCCGCGGGCUUGCCGAGGCACAGACAGCUGGUUGUGGCGCAGACGGAAUUGCUGAGGUUGCUGGGCGGGCACUUCAAUAGCAAGGACGCCGGUGUCAGGAGGGCGCUGUGUCAGCUGUUUAUGAAUCUGAGCUUUCUGGAGGGGGAAGCGGAUCGAGGCGCGUGCUCGCAGCGCGCGAUGGAGCUGGAGAGGUUGGGGUUCUUGGCGAAGCUGGAGGGUUUGGAGAGGGGGGAUGGGGAUUUGGAUGUUAGGGAGCGGGCCAAGGCUGCGGUGGCACAGCUGAAGACGCCUACGGUGUAGUGCAGUGGGUGAUGGUGGUGGUGGUGGUGAUGGUGGUGAGUGCGGUUGAGUGCAGUGGGGGUGACGGGCUAUGUGGCAGGCCCGGGCGACUGACACGGGCGGGACACGGCAGGCCCGGGUAUAGGCAUUGGGAGCGGCUGUAUACAGAUGGACAGGCAAUGUACGUUGGCUAUUGGCUACAGGUACUGCGAACAUGCGAGAAGAUGGGCGCUGCCUAGCUGGCUGGGCAACUUUUGACAUUGGAUGCAUGCAGCGACAACCGUUUAUGUCACAGCGGCGGGUCUGCUCUUCCAUUACCCUGUCCGAGGUUCCUCCUGUACUGUGGGAGUCCUAAGAGAGAUCAAACGAUGGGAACCCUUCGGGACGUCCGCCCCAGCUGUCUCUCGGAUGCAGGCGGGAAGGUGGCGGGUGACAGUUCGAUGAGAGAGGGGCUGAUAAAUCAGGUCCCUAAAACAAACAGAGAAAAGGACCCGGAUACACACGGCUCAUAAGGGAGAG